AUGGCUGACAAUCAAACCACAGAACAAACAGAACAAGUGAUCUCUAAGAUCUCUGUCUUCACUCCAAUCAUAUAUGUUACCGUUGUGCUUACGGCUCUAGUUGUAUUCUCAAUCAAUUACAGAAAGAAUAAGAUAAAUGCAUUAUAUAAUAGACAACCAUUCUUCAAAAGAAACUUACCUAAAGAAUUACAUUUUGAAUUAAGAGAUAGUGACCCAAAACCAAAUGAAAAAGUAUUAAAAGCAGCUUUAUUAAGAAGAGGUGCUGAAUCUAUUAGAAGAACAAUCAAACUUAAAGAAGUUCAACCAUUUAUCACAGCAUUAUAUCAAAAAGGUUCAAUUGGUGAUGAUCUUUAUGAAAGAUAUCAAACUGCUACAAAAUUAGAAGAGUUAGAAGUUCAAGAAAUUGUAGCAGAAACUGAAAAAUAUAAAGCUGGUUGGAUUCCAAAAUUUGUUCCUUUAUUACAAGAAAUUUGCUUCAAUGAAGCAUUGAGAAGAAGAUAUAGCGCUAUUGAAGAUAGAAAAUUGGAUUUACUAGACCAAUGGGAAAUUAAAAUUUCUAAAGAUGGUAUUUUAGAAUUCCCAAAUAAAGAAAAAUAA
This is a messenger RNA of Hansenula ciferrii, 597 nucleotides long. It is a transcript of the gene SEC66, whose product is annotated as Sec63 complex subunit SEC66. Gene Ontology annotation, cellular component: Sec62/Sec63 complex. Gene Ontology annotation, biological process: post-translational protein targeting to membrane, translocation. The transcript has a single exon. The record is from RefSeq and is a predicted model, not a curated record. Lineage: Eukaryota; Fungi; Ascomycota; Saccharomycetes; Phaffomycetales; Wickerhamomycetaceae. Bases 1 to 597 code for a protein of 198 amino acids.